AUGGCCCAACGAAAAUAUUUAUCUUUGCCAGAUAUUGAUCAAAAUCCAACCGAUGUUUAUGAAACUCCAGACAGCACAUUUCCAGAUAUAGAUAACCCUGAAAUUUAUUUUCCUUCUAAUAGAAGACGAUCAAUUGAUAACACUCAUAUUUCGACUGAUUCCGCUACUCAAUUUUUUUCUACAAAAAUAUUAGAUCCUGAGGGUAGCGUUGAUUUUAGAAACGAAAGAUCGGAUAUCCUGGUAAAAUCAAAAUAUAAUUCAUAUCAAGUACAUGAAACACUUGAAGCAAGGAUUGCUCGUCUUCUUCAUGAAGUCAAUGAUGUUCAGAAAGAGGUUUUAUCUAGUAGUAAAGUAACACGACUAGAAAAGUUUGGAGAUGAUAAAAAAAAAUUAAGUGAACUGGAAGCUAUUUUAAAAAAAAUUCAACUUAAUAACUUUAUUUCAGAUCAACAACUUACGGAGCGAGCAGAUGAAACAUCUACUUUAUCUCUGCAAAUUCAAACAUCGCUACAACAUUUAGAGAAAAUCAAUAAUGAAGCCAGUACAACUCAUGAAUCACAAAAAUCAUCGGUUCUAAUAUCAAAAAUAACUGAAUUAGAAAAUCGUAUUUUAACAUUGGAACGUGCAAUUGGGAUUGAUGAAAUGAAUCUUGAAAAUGACUUAUACCGACCUAUUCUAACUUCUUUACAAGAAAUUAGACAAAGACUAAAACUUAUUACUAGUUCACCCGCCUCACUUGAGGCUUCCGCAAACAAUCUCACCGUUUUGAUACAGUCUAUUAAGGAAAUACGAGAUUUGAAAGAUAAAAGCUAUUUACAUGAAUCUACUAGUAAAUCUUUGCAUAAUGUGAACCGCAAACAAACUGGAACAACUUUGCCAAAUCCUUCGGAUACAUUAAAUGGAAACGAAACAUAUGUGUCAUCAGAUCAACAAAUCAGAGAACUUUACAGCAAAAUAUCAAUAAUUCAGAAACUUGAAAUAGUUAUUCCAAAAGUGCUUUUGCGACUAAAUAGCUUACGUGAUCUUCAUACGGACGCGCUUAUAGCCAAUGAGUCAAUAAAAGAUUUUGAUUCAGUAGUUUUAGCGUUAAAGAACGAUAUAUAUUCUUGGAAGCAGGCAAUGGAUCAAAUUCAAAACAAUCUUGAUAAAUUUAGCUCUAGUUCUAUUAAAAACCGAUCAGAGAUUCUUGGUUGGAUCUCUGAGCUAAAGCAAAUUUCUGACGAAAAGCUUUAA
This is a messenger RNA of Magnusiomyces paraingens, 1233 nucleotides long. RefSeq lists its product as uncharacterized. Lineage: Eukaryota; Fungi; Ascomycota; Dipodascomycetes; Dipodascales; Dipodascaceae. Gene Ontology annotation, cellular component: dynactin complex; cytoplasm. The record is from RefSeq and is a predicted model, not a curated record. Gene Ontology annotation, biological process: mitotic spindle organization. Bases 1 to 1233 code for a protein of 410 amino acids. The transcript is spliced from 3 exons.